GCACCGCACACCCUUUUCUCGCCGGCCCCGCGCGGCUCUCCGGAGACCCCGCGGGCUAGCGCCGCGACCCCUUCCCGGCGCUCCCCGCGCGGUGCGUGGCGCGUUCCCUCGCCGGUGACCCGGUGUGCGUGAGGUCGAGGCGCCGGGCGGAGCGGCUCCGGGCCGAAACGCCAUGCGGAGGGGCGAGCGCAGGGACGCCGGGGGUCCGCGGCCCGGGUCCCCGGUGCCCGCGGGCAAGGCCUCGCUGGAGGAGCCGCCUGACGGGCCGUCGGCCGGCCGAGACACCGGGCCGGGCGCGGGCCGCCGCAGCACCGAGUCCGAGGUGUACGACGACGGCACCAACACCUUCUUCUGGCGAGCCCACACCUUGACCGUGCUCUUCAUCCUCACCUGUGCACUUGGCUAUGUGACGCUGCUGGAAGAAACACCUCAGGACACAGCCUACAACACCAAGAGAGGUAUUGUGGCCAGUAUUUUGGUUUUCUUAUGUUUUGGAGUCACACAAGCUAAAGACGGGCCAUUUUCCAGACCUCAUCCAGCUUACUGGAGGUUUUGGCUCUGCGUGAGUGUGGUCUACGAGCUGUUUCUCAUCUUCAUCCUCUUCCAGACCGUCCAGGACGGCCGGCAGUUUCUGAAGUAUGUCGACCCCAAGCUGGGAGUCCCGCUGCCAGAGAGAGACUACGGGGGAAACUGCCUCAUCUACGACCCCGACAACGAGACUGACCCCUUCCACAACGUCUGGGACAAGCUUGAUGGCUUUGUUCCCGCACACUUUCUCGGCUGGUACCUGAAGACGCUGAUGAUCCGGGACUGGUGGAUGUGCAUCAUCGUGAGCGUCAUGUUUGAGUUCCUGGAGUAUAGCCUUGAGCACCAGCUGCCCAACUUCAGCGAGUGCUGGUGGGACCACUGGAUCAUGGAUGUGCUUGUCUGCAACGGGCUGGGCAUCUACUGCGGCAUGAAGACCCUCGAGUGGCUAUCCCUGAAGACCUACAAGUGGCAGGGCCUCUGGAACAUUCCAACCUACAAGGGCAAGAUGAAGAGGAUCGCCUUCCAGUUCACUCCCUACAGCUGGGUUCGCUUUGAGUGGAAGCCGGCCUCCAGCCUGCGUCGCUGGCUGGCCGUGUGUGGCAUCAUCCUGGUGUUCCUGCUGGCGGAACUGAACACGUUCUACCUGAAGUUCGUGCUGUGGAUGCCCCCGGAGCACUACCUGGUCCUCCUGCGGCUCGUGUUCUUCGUGAACGUGGGUGGCGUGGCCAUGCGUGAGAUCUACGACUUCAUGGAUGACCCGAAGCCCCACAAGAAGCUGGGCCAGCAGGCUUGGCUGGUGGCAGCCAUAACGGCCACGGAGCUGCUCAUCGUGGUCAAGUAUGACCCCCACACGCUCACCCUGUCCCUGCCCUUCUACAUCUCCCAGUGCUGGACCCUCGGCUCUGUCCUGGUGCUCACCUGGACCGUCUGGCGUUUCUUCCUGCGAGACAUCACCCUGAGGUACAAGGAGACCCGGCGGCAGAAGCAGCAGAACAGGGAUGACCCGGGCAGCGCCGUCGGCAAUGGGGACCAGCACCCUCCAGGGCUGGACGAAGACCUGCUGGGGCCCAGGGCGGCAGAGGGCGAGGGAGCACCAGCUCCAAACUGACCUGGGUCGUGGCUGCCUCACGAGCCUCCCAGAGCCCCAGCCUCUGUGGCCACCUCCCGUGUGAGUCCCACCGGGAGCCACGCACCUGGCCUCGCCCUCAAGGCUCUCUUCUCCCUUUCUCCGUGCGCUUGGCCAAGGCUCAGGGCGAGGGUGGAGGCGACCCCGGCACAGUCUCUUUCCGUGUGCACGCAUGUGUGCGUGUGUGCUCGUGUGGCCACCUGUGGCAUGCACGUGUGCUCUCGGCCCUGAGGCUUCUCCAGAGCCGGGAGUUGGCUGGCGUGGCAAGGGCGUGCUCUGGGACAGCGGAUCCCUCAGGAACCAGGUCCUCCCUCCCCCUUCUGCCCAGUCAGCCCCAUGGCCUCUGGCCCACCAAGUUCUGUCACCCAGCUGUGGUGUGGCCCAGGCAGGGACAUCUCGGUACCAUUUCUGCACUCUGUGGGCCCCAGGUGCACUGAGGCCUGGAGGAGCCUGUGCUGGCCCCACAUGCACCUCCCAGCACCUGUGGGGCGGCGUCCACAAACACUCCGUGGCUGAGAGCAGCAGAUCCAGCAGUGACGCUGAGCCAUCUCCUCCGAGUCUUCCUUUCACAGACUGCCCUGGAGGACGUGUGGAUGGGGCUAGAGGUCACUGGACUGGCCCUUGGGACAUCCAGGCAGAGCCGGGGCCCUGCUGCCUCCACGGCUCUGAGUCGAGGGUCAUCUUCACGAACAAACAGAACCAAUAAAGUGACGGAAGUCCGAGGCUUCAGCCCUCC
This is a messenger RNA of Sapajus apella (tufted capuchin), 2390 nucleotides long. It is a transcript of the gene PTDSS2, whose product is annotated as phosphatidylserine synthase 2. The record is from RefSeq and is a predicted model, not a curated record. NCBI's taxonomy places the organism in Eukaryota, Metazoa, Chordata, Mammalia, Primates, Cebidae. Gene Ontology annotation, biological process: phosphatidylserine biosynthetic process. Gene Ontology annotation, molecular function: L-serine-phosphatidylethanolamine phosphatidyltransferase activity. The transcript has 12 exons. The coding region runs from base 173 to 1636 and encodes 487 amino acids.